GAAUGGUCCAAUCGAAGGGCUUCUUCUUUGAUCAGUUCGUCAACUUCGACCAAUCAAACAUCGUCAACGCGGGAUAUUUAAAAUCAGCUGUCCACGAUAGCGUCAGGUCUCGAGCAGCCACAGAAGAGAGAAGGCAAGAGCUUCAAGUUCUGACUGAGGAAUAUCCUAUCCUGCCGCUUGCGUUACUGUUGGACAUCCUUCUACAUAACGAUAAUCAAAGAUGCCGUCUCAGGAAAACAGACUCAAGUCUUUCAAGAACAAGGGCCGUGAUUCUUCGGAGUUGCGCAGGAGGAGAAAUGAGACGAACGUUGAGCUUCGCAAAGCCAAGAAGGAUGAGUCCUUGCUGAAGCGCAGGAAUGUCACCAUCACAGAGGAUGCCACAAGUCCACUCAAGGAUUCAAAUUCUCAGGGUCCCAGCUUUAUGACUGUAGAUGAGAUUAUCCAGGGUAUCAACUCCAACAGUCCCCAGGACCAGCUGUUGGCUGUCCAGGGGGCCAGGAAGAUCCUGUCCAGGGAGCGAAACCCUCCCAUUGGCCACAUCAUCAAGGCCAAUGUCAUCCCCAAGUUUGUGGAGUUCCUCUCACAUGAAGACAAUCCAUCCAUCCAGUUUGAGGCUGCCUGGGCCCUGACCAACAUUGCCUCAGGAACAUCGGAGCAGACCCGUGCUGUGGUGGAGGGAGGCGGUGUGCCAGCCUUCAUCAGCCUGCUGUCCUCCCAGCACAAAAAUGUGGCGGAGCAGGCCGUCUGGGCACUGGGCAAUAUUGCAGGGGACGGAUCUGAGUUCCGAGACUACGUGAUCCGCUCGGGCGUGGUGCAGCCUCUGCUGGCGCUCAUCAAUCCGGGCACGGCCGUCGCCUUCCUGCGUAACCUGACGUGGACGCUGUCCAACCUGUGUCGUAACAAGAACCCCCCUCCCCCCGCGGACACGGUCCAGAUGAUCCUGCCGUGCCUCGCCACGCUCAUCAACCAUGAUGACCGCGAGGUCCUGGCUGACACGUGCUGGGCUAUCUCCUACUUAUCUGAUGGGGACAACAGUCGCAUCCAGCUUGUGGUGGAUGCUGGAGUGGUGUCCAGACUGGUGCUGCUGCUGGGGUGUGGGGAGUUGUCUGUGCAGACGCCCUGUCUCCGGGCUGUGGGCAACAUUGUCACAGGCAAUGACAUCCAAACUCAGGCUGUGUUGGACCAGGGUGCCCUGGCCUGUUUCCCUGCGCUGCUGCGGCACCACAAGAACAACAUCCAGAAGGAGUCAGCCUGGACCAUCUCCAACAUCACUGCAGGAAACACCAUCCAGAUCCAGGCAGUCAUCGAUGCAGGGCUCGUCCCUCCCCUCCUGGAGGUGCUACACAAGGGAGAUUACAAGAGUCAGAAGGAAGCAGUGUGGGCCAUCACAAACUUCACCUCAGGGGGCUCCGUGGAGCAGAUUUGCCAGUUGGUGAACGCUGGUGUGAUCAAGCCGUUGUGUGACAUGCUUGUCGUCAGGGAGUCCAAGAUUGUCCUGGUCAUCCUGGACGCCAUUGGAAACAUCUUCACUGCUGCUGAGAAGCUUGGCCAGCAGCAUGUGGAGCAGAUCUGUGUGUGGAUAGAGGAGUUUGGCGGCAUCGAGAAGAUCGAGACUCUGCAGAACCAUGAGAACGAGAGUGUCUACCAGAGCGCCUUGCAGCUCAUCGAGAAAUACUUCUCAGGAGAGGGAGAUGAAGUUGAGAACUUGGCCCCUGAGAGCACCGCAGAAGGCUACAACUUCACCCAGUCAGCUGCAGAGGUGCCACAGGGAGGCUUUUCCUUCUGAUCCACCAGACGUGCCAAUAAACAUGGACCAAAGACACAAACAUGCCAAAACAAUACAACAUUUGUGUAAAAAAAAAAAAACCUCCUUCUUGUAAUGCAGUAUAAUGUCCCACAAAUCUGGAAUGGAAUCACGAUUGUUCACAAGUCAAAAGGUACAAACAGGUACAUAUGAUAUGAUGGGAACAAGAAUGGAAAUUUUGUCAACAUGUGGAAAGGAAAUACCAAAAAUUUGAAACCUUUGAGGAUUUUUACACAAACAAUAUACUAGUACAUAUUUCGCAGGAAAAUUACUUCUCUACAUUCCUCAGAAGCAAUCUAUUUUUGCAUGAAUGUUAUGCCAGAACAUACACUCUGCUAUACUGUACAUAUUUCAUAAGAUUGUCUGAUCUGUGUUGGUGCUCAAAGAGUCAAAUUCUGUCCGUGCCUAUGCUGUCUCUUCUUCAAUCUAUGUGAAUGUGAAAUCUUCUUAAACCAUACAUUGUGAACACAACUAAGCGAUUAGAUAGAGAUGUAUUAUGAAAUAGCAAGAAACUACGUAGCCUUUCUGUACUGUAAACAAGCACUUACAAAGAGAAUUUAUAUUAAAACACUGUAGAGCAAU
Messenger RNA from Branchiostoma floridae (Florida lancelet), 2386 nucleotides. Its product is annotated as importin subunit alpha-1-like. Gene Ontology annotation, molecular function: nuclear import signal receptor activity; protein binding. The record is from RefSeq and is a predicted model, not a curated record. The coding region runs from base 221 to 1786 and encodes 521 amino acids. Gene Ontology annotation, cellular component: nucleus; cytoplasm. Gene Ontology annotation, biological process: NLS-bearing protein import into nucleus. Lineage: Eukaryota; Metazoa; Chordata; Leptocardii; Amphioxiformes; Branchiostomatidae. The transcript is spliced from 11 exons.